CAUCAAGGGCAUAGAGUGAGUUGAUGAUACCUGUCAAAGAAAAAUAGGUUAUUGGAAUGUCUUGAGUGUCUCAGAAACUCCAGUAUUAAGUCCUUCUGAUCACCGGAUUGCUGCUUGAGAACUUUCUUUUUCUUUCCUGCUUCACCUUUUAGAUGUUAGCUGAUAACAAGAAAGGAAGAGAACACAGGUAAUAUGGGAAGAGGACAGUAUUUGGUCAACCACUAGAUGACAGCAGCAAUGCACUUUCUUUCGCUCAGAUCAGACUUGGAAGGAGGACACCAUGGGUAUCAGGGAGGAACUGCAGAGCCGUCAGUUCUGGUGUAGCCUAUUGGCAGAAGCCACAGGCACCCUUAUCUUUGUCUGGAUAGUGCUGGGUGCCUCAUCCCCCGCUGGUCCUAAAGAUGUGCUGCCUACUUCGCUCCAACCAGCCCUUGCUGCAGGACUGGUAGCUAUCAGUUUGGCACACUGCUUUGGUAAGAUCAGUGGUGCCCAAGUCAACCCCGCACUCACUAUGGCCUUCCUGUGCACUCGUAAACUGGAUGCUCUGCAUGCCUCAAGCUAUAUUCUAGCCCAGUGUCUGGGUGCCAUCUUAGCAUCAGGCUUUUUUUAUCUCAUUUUACCGAACUCAGCCAUUGGGCAAUUGGUCACAAAGGUCAGCACUGAGGGGAAUGCUGGACAGGCUCUGGGGAUGGAGCUCUUUUCCACUUUCCAGCUGGCUCUCACCAUUUUUGCUGUAGAAGAUCACCGGAGGCAUGAACUAGGGGAGCCUGCUGGGAUCUUGGCUAUUGGUUUCUCUGUGAUAGCAGGAGCUCUGGCUGCGGGUACCUUCUCUGGAGGCAGUAUGAAUCCAGCCCGAUCUUUGGGUCCAGCUGUCAUCACAGGAUUCUGGGAACAUCAUUGGGUGUAUUGGCUUGGCCCUAUUCUGGGUGCUGUUCUGGCUGGAGUAUCCUAUGAAUUCUUCUUUGCUGACAGUGCUUCACGGGAAAAGCUUGUUGCCUGCCUGACCUGUCGUGACAUUGAGAUGGUGGAGGCGGCCAGCAUGUCUCGGUCUUCACUCUCUGCUGCUGCUCAGGCUAAAUCACCUGACAAGGAAGAACAUGGCGCUGAGUAGGAAGCUACAGCAAUUCCCCAUCUCUUUGUCUUCUUGUGAAGCCUCUGUUCAGCUCCCAGCUUCCUUCCACCUCAUGCAGUUUCAUAUAUAUUUAUAUCUGUACUGGCAUUAAGUGUUUUGAGGCUGGUGCUCUUAAAGCACAGCACUGCCAUCAUGACCCUACCAGA
This is a messenger RNA of Ahaetulla prasina, 1278 nucleotides long. Its product is annotated as aquaporin-4-like. The transcript is spliced from 5 exons. The coding region runs from base 281 to 1111 and encodes 276 amino acids. Gene Ontology annotation, biological process: transmembrane transport. Lineage: Eukaryota; Metazoa; Chordata; Lepidosauria; Squamata; Colubridae. Gene Ontology annotation, cellular component: plasma membrane. The record is from RefSeq and is a predicted model, not a curated record. Gene Ontology annotation, molecular function: water channel activity.